ACAGAAACGGACAUCAUCAUGACCAACUGCAAAGUUUGGUGGAGACCAUCAUUGUUAGCCAUCCUGCUGUUUUCACUGGCGACAGCAAUGAACGCAGAGGAGACUAAUAACCGUACGGACAAUACUACAGGAACAUUGGAUUCAUUACUCUUCAUCACAUCAACAGUAGAUCAUAUAAUUGUGAAAGAAGGGAACAGUGUGGUCAUUCCCUGUAAUAUCGAGGGGCACCCUGAUCCUCAUUUCCAGUGGUUCAACUCCAAUGGACAUCUACUCAAAGAGGAAAAUGCUGAAAAAUGGUGGAUUCUUGAUAGUGGCGUUUUAAAUAUCACCAGUGUUUCUUUCGAGGACAGAGGAAAAUACACUUGUGUCGCUACCAAUGCCCAUGGCACCGUAAACAAUACAGUUACUCUAAGAGUCAUUUUUACCUCUGGUGACAUGGGAAUCUACUACAUGAUAGUCUGUUUGGUUGCAUUUACUAUAGUGAUGACACUGAAUAUAACAAGAUUGUGUAUGAUGAGCAGUCAUUUGAAGAAGACUGAGCAAGCAAUUAAUGAUUUCUUCAGGACAGAAGGUGCAGAAAAAUUGCAAAAGGCUUUUGAGAUUGCAAAAAGAAUCCCCAUCAUCACUUCAGCCAAGACACUUGAGCUCGCCAAAGUCACUCAAUUUAAGACAAUGGAGUUUGCACGAUACAUUGAGGAACUGGCCAGAAGUGUCCCUUUACCACCGCUCAUCAUGAACUGCAGAACUAUAAUGGAAGAGAUCAUGGAGGUUGUUGGACUGGAUGAACCAGGGCAUACAUUUAUCAGACAAGGAGCAGUUGGCCAGGAAAUCUGUGAUGUUGAUGAUGUCUUCAUCAUUCCUAAUGGUUUGCAGCGGAGUGAUUCUCCAGCAGCUGAGUCAGAUGCCUCUUCUGUACACGAGCCCCCUCGGCAAAUUGCUAUAACAGUGUCUGUGCAUCCUGUGGUCAAGAAACCGUGUUUGGAUACAGACUCACAAGACAGCAUACCGUCUAGUAUAAAAGAUGACUCUACAACAAGAGCAUGUACUCAGAAUUCUGAACCAAUUGCACCUCCGCCAGAUAACCCCACUACGUGUAUUGUAUACGAAAGCCAUGUCUAGAUAGGAAAGCUAUGCAUAUCACUAAUAGACACUUGGAGCACCUU
This is a messenger RNA of Nanorana parkeri, 1163 nucleotides long. It is a transcript of the gene MFAP3L, whose product is annotated as microfibrillar associated protein 3 like. The record is from RefSeq and is a predicted model, not a curated record. The coding region runs from base 19 to 1119 and encodes 366 amino acids. Lineage: Eukaryota; Metazoa; Chordata; Amphibia; Anura; Dicroglossidae. The transcript is spliced from 2 exons.